AACAAAAUGGCGUMUAAAUCGGUAAAGGRUGUUAUUGUGAUUACCGGGGUUUCUUCCGGUCUUGGCUUGGCAAUGACUGACUGGUUUCAAUCAAAAGGAUAUAUUGUAGUUGGAUGUUCGCGCUCAAGUGAUGCGAUUGAUGAACUUAAUAAGAAAUUUUGCUCAAAUAACGAGCAGUUCUGCACCGUCGACAUCGCAAGUGAUACACAAGUGGAAGCCUGGGCUAGCAGGGUUGUUGCUUCCUUUGGUCCUCCAAAUUUUCUCCUGAACAAUGCAGGAACAAUGAACCAGCGGGCCAACCUGUGGAGUGUUCCAGUAGAAGAAUUUGACAAAGUGGUUGAUGUAAACAUUAAAGGCACUACUAAUGUUUUACGUCAUUUUGUUCCAAGAAUGAUYGAGGCAAAGAAGGGCAUYAUUGUSAAUUUCACAUCAGGUUGGGGGCGUUCUGUAUCACCCSAUGUGGCCCCUUAUUGUGCUACUAAGUAUGCUCUAGAAGGACUAUCGAAGGCCCUAGCGAUGGAGCUUCCAGCCCCCUUGGCAUGUAUCCCCCUUAAUCCAGGAAUAAUCAAUACUCCUUUGCUUCAUAUAGGCUUUGGACCCAGAGCGGACAUGUUUCCUAGUCCUGAGGAAUGGGUACAAACUGCAGGCCCUUACAUCUUGUCAUUGACUCGCAGUCAUAAUGGCAAAAGUCUUGAACCCUCUUAAUCUUAAUGGCUAGGGGUAGUAUGAAUUAAGGUGGAUGACAUCAUCCACCCAUUGAUUUGGUGUGGAUUUAUAUACUUCAAAGAUUUAUCUGGGGCAGGUUGUAUGAUGGUAAAUAGAAGUACCUACCCAAUAAAUCCUUAUCCAGGAAAAAUCCAUACAAAAUUUAUGGUUUGGAUGAUUUAUCCACCCUUUGUUCAAGCAGUCCCUGGUAGUGAUUAUAACCAUUUGUACAAUAGACCAAUCCCGCAUUAGCUUGGAUGAACACGAAAAAAUGGCUUCAUUCCGAGGCUGGAGUUUUAUCUUUUGUCGAAAACUCCAGCCUCGAAAUGAAGCCAUUGUUCCAUGUUCAUGCAAACGAAUUCGGAAUUGGUCUAUUGGCUCAGAGCUUGAAAUGUAUCCACCGAUUGAGAGCAAUAAGAUUCUGGAUAAGGAAAUACUAUCCAGUUUAGUCUCUAUGAUC
Messenger RNA from Exaiptasia diaphana, 1165 nucleotides. RefSeq names its product NADPH-dependent pterin aldehyde reductase. The record is from RefSeq and is a predicted model, not a curated record. Gene Ontology annotation, cellular component: cytosol. Bases 7 to 705 code for a protein of 232 amino acids. NCBI's taxonomy places the organism in Eukaryota, Metazoa, Cnidaria, Anthozoa, Actiniaria, Aiptasiidae. Gene Ontology annotation, molecular function: oxidoreductase activity, acting on the CH-OH group of donors, NAD or NADP as acceptor. The transcript is spliced from 2 exons.